Messenger RNA from Acanthoscelides obtectus, 2990 nucleotides. Lineage: Eukaryota; Metazoa; Arthropoda; Insecta; Coleoptera; Chrysomelidae. The record is from the annotation of a GenBank genome assembly.
UGUUACAUCUGGCAUGCUAAUCAGUCGCCUUUUCAACCGUUAGUUCCGGGCAGCCCUGCAAAUGGUCGUAUCGUCGAAGGACCCGAGAGAGAACCUGGAGCGGUUCGCGAAGAUCGGCGAGGGCAGCACCGGCACCGUGUGCAUAGCGCAUGACAGAUCGACAGGCAGACAAGUGGCUGUGAAGAAGAUGGAUCUACGCAAACAGCAACGCAGAGAGUUGCUGUUCAACGAGGUGGUCAUCAUGAGGGAUUACCACCAUCCGAAUAUCGUCGAGAUGUUUGACAGUUAUUUAGUGAAUGAUGAACUGUGGGUGGUGAUGGAAUUCCUGGAAGGUGGCGCGCUGACGGACAUUGUGACGCACGCGCGAAUGGACGAAGAGCAAAUCGCCACCGUGUGCAAACAGUGUUUGAAAGCGUUGGCGUACUUACAUUCUCAAGGGGUCAUACAUCGCGAUAUCAAAUCGGAUUCGAUACUGCUAGCACUCGACGGGAGAGUGAAGCUGUCCGAUUUCGGUUUCUGUGCUCAGGUAUCCCAGGAGCUACCGAAACGCAAGUCUCUGGUUGGCACGCCGUAUUGGAUGUCUCCCGAAGUGAUAUCUCGGUUGCCUUACGGUCCCGAAGUUGACAUUUGGUCGUUGGGUAUAAUGGUGAUCGAGAUGGUGGACGGCGAGCCGCCGUUUUUCAACGAGCCGCCCUUGCAGGCGAUGAGGCGUAUCAGGGAGAUGCCGCCGCCGAAAUUGAAGAACGCCCAUAAGGUAUCCACGACUGCAAUCUUUCCUGGACAAAAUGCUGGUACGGGACCCAUCCCAAGGGCGACAGCCCAAGAAUUGCUCGCGCAUCCCUUCCUCCGUCAAGCAGGACCUCCUGCGCUCUUGGUGCCUCUAAUGAGAGGCGCCAAACAUACCAACUACAACUUAGUCGUUUCACACUUGAUACCAGUGAUUAGUCCCGAAAUGUGCCUUUAUUUUUUUACAUUCUGAUGUGAUUCGAUCCUCAUUUACUGAAACUGAAAGCCUGGACAAUAUUGAAAUAGACUGGCUAGGUAUUCGUUGCUCGUCUAGCAACAGUGAAGGGUUAGUCCUGAUUUGUGCCUUUUCUUCUUGAUGAGGUUCUACUUUUUGAACUAACAAACUAAAUCAAAACCAAGCGGUCUAUUAAACACAGGAAUUUCCUGCUAUUUUGUUAUAGGCAUCAACCUUUCAUUUAAAUUAUUUCGUUAACUGGCAGCUAUUUGGAAACAUGCAGAAUUCACGCCGGACAUAAAAUCUUUGUGAGCUAUUAAACAGGACCGUUAUAUGAAAUGUUAGAAGAUGUAAUCCUGAUUCUGCACAUUUAUAUCGAAUCAGUUUCAAUUAUUUUUAAAGGUAUUUUAUAUAGUAGGUAAGCUUUAAAUUAUAUAAAAUGUUACUCAAAACCAAAUAUCUUCUGUCGUUCGAUUAUACAGGGUGCUUCAGCCGUGCGAGGACCGAAAUUGCUCCUAAACAAAAACAAUCUAUUUUAACAGUCUAUAGAACUCGUCAAAGAAGUGACAUACCAAAAUCACCUACAGAAAGUUGCUUAAUAAGAGAUUUAGUUUACAUUACACAAAAAUUAUUGAAACAGAAUCAUCAAUUUCAGGGAAACGUUCCACGUCUUCGAAAAUAACAUCCUGGUGUCCACAAGCAUUUUCAAUGCGAUGUUGAAGUCUCUCGAGAUUAUUAUUGCUCAAUCAUGAUACACCAACACUCUAUUCAAAUAACCCCACAGACAAAAAAUCGCAAGGCAUUAAAUCCGGGGAGCGAGCAGGCCAAGAAAAUGAGUCCAUUGUCCAACUUUUCGUCGAAACUAUGGGAGAAUCCCCAUCAUAUAGGAACCUCAUAUUUAUUGUAUUUAUUUAUUUAUUUACCAAAUUUACGGCUGACCCCAUUUUUACAAAAUAAAAUCAGGAAAUGGAACAAAAAUUUACAACAUGCAAGCUCACAAGUCACAAUUAUAAAAAUCACAAUUUAAAGGUAAUUUGUAAAGCCUGAGAGUGUACAGGUAAAGAUGUCAAUAUUAGACUGAGCUAAAUUGAUAUCACGAAAAGCUCUAUCGAGUGGAGAUUGCUGACCAUAGGUUGUGGGAUGGAACUUAAUCGCAAUGUUCUACGAGGUACAUUAAGUUUUAUUAAUGUUAAUGUUUCGCAAUCGGUGAUCCCCAAUAAAAUCUUGAAAGCGAAACAACCAGCAAGACCAGGCGUCCUAUGCUCCAAAUGUCAGUUCUAUGAUAUUCCGUCAUAUUUAAGUUGCUCUUUAAUGCUAAGACGUAAAAAUUCAUACUGAACACCACAAACGAAUCCAAGAAAUUUUGUAAGACUCCAUAAAAUCUUUUCAACUGCCACAUUCACAUCUACAUGACAAAUAAUGCAUUCCGGUCACAUGAUGCUAAAUAAUCAUUGAUUGCAGUAAAGUUAGCAUUUGUAAAAUCGUAAAAGGACUCAUCAAAAUCAGACUACUACACUUUGUUAAAAUUGUAAAGUCAUAGGCUUUGUCUCACAUGUACAGGAGCAUCUUCUAAUAAUUGUGGCAGAGAUUGUGUUGAAGAAAAUCUAAAAUAAAUUUCACCGGCCAGUCGAGGAGGAAAUAAAGUAGGGUCCAAUAAGCGUGCCUUUUACCACGCCACACAGUGUGUUCCUUUAUAGGGAUCAGGACAAAAUUCGAUAUCUUAAAAACUAGUGGUCCUAUUGAAUCUGUAAACGCAGGGCGAUUACUUAUUUAAGUAGCGUUCUAAAGUAUGACAAAUUUUAUUUAAAAAUAAUAAGAAGGGGUGGGGGAGACAGGCGGGAUGCAUUUCGCAUAAAUCAUUUUUUUUUUUUGUAAAAGUCAAAAUAUUAAGUUGAUCAUCUCGAAUAAAUUGGGAUAAAGGUAGGAUAUAUUAUAGCAUUCUUAAGAGAGACAAAAAAGUCCACGCUUUUAUUUUUCAAGAUCUUUACCUAAUGAUUUAAAAGAUAAUGUAGCCAACUUGUGGCGGGCG